Phoenix dactylifera (date palm) is the source of this 1453-nucleotide messenger RNA. The record is from RefSeq and is a predicted model, not a curated record. Lineage: Eukaryota; Viridiplantae; Streptophyta; Magnoliopsida; Arecales; Arecaceae.
CUCUCCAUUGGACCUUCUUGCGCUCACUUCUCUUUUGAAUUUGGUCUGUGUUUGUUAACAAAUUUAUUUUGGAUGGUUUGAGAACUCCAGUUAGUAUGUAGCUUGAGAUUUGUUCAGUUUGCGGUGUUUGUCCGCCAGCCGUUUGAAGAAAAAGAGGCAACGAAACACCUUGCCAUUUUGUUCUUUGCUUCUCAGGAAUAGGAGCAACGCGGCGAGGCUUUGGUUUAUCCCAGGGAGGAAAAGAAAUCCCAAUAAAGGAUCUUGUUUUUGGAUUACAUGGGCCGUGUGCUUAAAAGAAGUUAUAGACAAUCUGGUGGAGGAUCUAUUACAGAAAGAGUUCAGACUUUCAUUUUGGAGCAUUGUAUAAAUAGUAUUGAGGACGAGGGAACUGUGUAUAACCUAACAUAUAUAAAAAAUAUUCUUAAAAAGGUUAUUACUGCUGCUGAAUCAACCCAUGAUGUUGUGCUGGAGGGCUUGUAUGAACGAUUAGCUUAUUAUUUGACUUCACAUAUGGACGAUGACUUGCUGAAAGAGAGGAGUAGAAUCUGCAGACAGAUUUCUUUUCUCUGUUCCAGUGGCCAUGACAAUAAAUGUUUGAGUUCAAUGAACUUAGUAGUUCCGCUGCAAUGUUCUCUCAAUAUGCUUGAAGGAGAUACUGGGUGCGCUCUUUGGCCCUCGAGUCUUUUCUUGUCAGAGCUGAUACUUUCUUAUCCAAUGACUUUUUCAAAUAAAUUUUGCUUUGAGGUUGGUUCUGGUGUCGGGUUGGUUGGUAUUAUGCUCAAACAUGUUGGAGCCUCCAAGGUUAUCCUUACUGAUGGUGACAUGUCAACUUUGGCAAACAUGAAGCUUAAUCUGGAAUUGAACCAUUUGGCUUCUGAAACCAUGGCAUCACAGAGAACAUAUGAAAGUCCAAACAUGGUUGAGUGUAAACAUUUGCCAUGGGAAUCUGCCUCUGAAAGUGAGCUUCAAACCUACCACCCUGACAUAGUCUUGGGUGCAGAUAUAAUCUAUGAUCCACUGUAUGUGCCAUAUCUUAUUCGAGUGCUUUCCAUCCUUCUGAAACCCCUGAAAUUUUGCUCAUCUGAACCAAAAGAAGGGGACAUGAGCUGCUACAGAUGUACUCAAAGUACAGAAGAUAGGAAUGGUGAUAAUUCACAGAAUGAGGCAAAGGAAGCUCCAAAUGCAUAUAUAGCUACGGUCAUCCGGAACUUGGAGACAUUUAAUUACUUUCUCAGACUUGCUGCUGAAGCUUCCCUCUCUGUUCUUGAUGUAACUGCGACAAUGAAACCAAAAAACUUGCUACCAUACAUGUUGUCAUAUGACCGAUCUACCGUACAUCUUUACAAAGUGUCAUUUUUAUGCACAUGAGAUUUAGAUAUAAUCCAUUAAACAAUGUGGAAACUUUUCCAUCUGUUUUCUCGAGGACAAUAAAAUUCCAAGUGUUGUCGAAGCA